This is a messenger RNA of Melanaphis sacchari, 3198 nucleotides long. RefSeq lists its product as uncharacterized. The record is from RefSeq and is a predicted model, not a curated record. Lineage: Eukaryota; Metazoa; Arthropoda; Insecta; Hemiptera; Aphididae. The transcript is spliced from 8 exons. Bases 379 to 3132 code for a protein of 917 amino acids.
AAAUUCUUUACUGCGUCUUAAUACAUUACCAGGCAUGCGCAGUAACGAUACCUCAUCAUAUUUGUGUUUCUCGGAAUAAAAAUCGGCUACCUCCGUGGCGCCGUCAUCACAGUUUAGGCGAUGAUGAUAAUGAUGAUAGUAAUAAUAAUACAAUAACUGAACGUCAGAACGCGCUAUAAUGCCAUAUUGACGAUUGUUUUUUUCUUCGUACUUCGUGGUUCGUGCAUUAUCUGUGGACUCUGUCGGCGACUAACGCAUCCGAUUUGUCGUUCCCUUUCAUUUUUUUCGUUUAAGUUUUCUCCGCCUCAUUCGGCUUUUGCGUGUUUGCACCAGUUGUGAAGACCAAAGGACAACGGUAUUGUACCGGCAUCGAACACCAUGGAAGGCAGUGAACAUACCCGUUUCGUUUUCGACUUACUGGACGAUAUACACGAACACAUUGUUGCGAAAACCACUGGUUCAAUUAGCUACCUUACUGUACCAGAAAUUAGAAGUAUAGUUUAUGAUAAUAUAAGUUCAAAAAAUUAUAAAUACACUGAACAUGGCAGAAUAUUUCAUUUUAUUUUAUAUUUGAACACCGAAUGGGAAAAUUGUAAUUGGAUUAAAGAAGAUACAUUGCUAAACCUCAAACAAUAUAUACAUGACAAACCCCUCUCUUAUAAUGUUUACUAUAUAAUUGUUGAUAUCACAGAUUUACAGACAUUUAUGUUCGAAACUAUUAUGUGUACUCCUUACAGUUUUUGUAGCGAUUUAAUUGAAAUUAAUUUGAAUAAAAUAAAAUUUAUGGAUGGACUUUCACAACUAGUUUAUACUGAAAAGCUAAUUGUCGCUUUGAUGAAAUCUUUUAAACGUACGCCACUAAAAUCUGAUUUAGAAAGUUCUGCUAUCAGCCAUUUCAAUCAAGCCAUGGUAGUAUUUGGCAAGGAUAAUUUACCUCAUGAUAUAAGGAGACUUGAUUUUGAAGACGAACAAAAAGAAAUAACAAAGUAUAAUGGAUUUCGAGUGAAAAGUAUAUUUAGCAUUUUUGUAGAGUUGGUUAAAUUCAAAAGUAUUUCUGAUACUUACAUACUGUAUCCGAUGUAUAAAUUAGAAUCAUUACGUUCAUCAGUUCCAUUAACAGAUAAUGAACAUAUGUUUAAAAAAUUGUUUGAUAUAAUUAUGUACAAGUGUAUGAAUUUGAGCAAUUUUAGCAUUGAUACUUGGCUUGCUUGGUAUGAAGUGGAAGUUGUUGAAGAAGACACUAAUCUACAAGCAACCAUUGGACAUCUGUGUUAUGAAUUAUGUAGUUUAAUGGAUAAUGGAACUAUUACUGAUGAACCUUUAUUAAAAGAAUUCAAGCCAAUUCUACGUAAUAUAGCCAUAGAAAAGAUUAAUUUUAAUGAUGUUGAUACUGAUGACAUUGAUACAAUUACUAAACUUGUAGAGAAUUCUUCUAAAUUUCAUCUCAACGGUUGGAUGAAAAGAAUGUUACAAAAUCCAGUUGCUUUUCAAUAUGACCGUGUUGUUCAAGUAACUUGCAAUUACAUAGACUGUGUUGAUUACAACUGCUUCAAAACUAUUCUAGAAAAUGCUAUAAUUUAUAGUAGAAUUAAAAGGGAAGAUGAAGUGCCAGAAGUUUUGUCAAAUGCAUUAUUAAAAGGAAUCAAACAUUUAGAUGUAGAAGAUAAAUGGUCUAUUUUAAAACAAGUUCUCUGGAACCAUGCUGAUUAUGACUUUCAUGUAUCAAAUAAUUUUGAUGAACAAUUACAUUAUGUUGUCCACAAUGAAUAUAAUGACGAUGUUGAUCAACAAGAAUUAAUGUCCAUUUUAAUUUGGCUAAUAAUACAACGACCAAGAAAAAUGAUGAAUUUAUUAAUAGCACAAUAUAUAACUGGUAUUUGUGGUUUAAAUGCUAAAGAAUGCGAUGCUAAGAAAUCAUGUUUAUACCAAGGGUUGGUUAGUGUUCAUGUAGACGUGCAUCCUUCUAUAAUUUCUGAAGAAUAUAGGGAUUGGUUGUUUGGAUCCAGAAGAUUUUCAAAUGAAAAACGUCAACGUAUUCAUCAAUGGGUUAUAGAAGUUAUCAAGACGCUACAUUUAAUUAAAGCAUCAGCAUUUCUUUCAGAUAUCAUAACACCUCUCCUAAACCCUACAAAUAAUCAUAAUUAUAUGUUUUUUUUGAUAAAUUUAACUAAAUAUGUUGUGGAAGAAUGUCAAGUUCUAUCAGUUUGCUACUUAGACAACUGGGAUGAAAUAAUUAUAUGUAUGGCUAAGCUAAUGGAAAAUAUUCGUUGGAACAUUCACAAUUAUUCAACUGUUAGAGCUGAUUUGUGUGAUCUAAUAAUUUUAACUGUACAGCCUAUUAUGCAAAAUGCUUCACAAUUUAAUACACGUAAUUUAGUUAAGUCAAAACAAUUGGAAAGUCUUCAACAAGGUUUAUCAGAUUUACAUUUAAUGAAUCGUUCUCAUUUCUCACAUAUGUGGUUGCCUGAUAAUAUUACAGUAGAUGGAAUGGAUGAACAAUUCAUUAUGACCGUGCAUUCAGAGAAUUAUAUUUCAUACUCCAAUUUAAAUAGAUCAUCAACUCAAAAAGCCCAAGAAGAAUUUAUUUUUAGCAUUGCAACAUUUUUGCCGAAGUUCACACAAUAUGAAAUUAAUUCUUUCGUGACAAAUUACUUAAGUUCGGCCAAACCAGAAAACAUUGUUGAUGCAUCAUUUUUCUUAUUGGACUGUGUGAUCAAUUCUUUGAUGAGAAUUAUCGUUUACUUGAAAACUGCUAUACGAAAGGAACCUUUCAAUAACACGUGUGAGCGACACUAUUUAAGUCGUGUUAUCUUUGAAUUUCUUUCAGUUAUAAAUGUAACAAAAAUGAGUUGUAUUUAUGGAGAAGAUGUCGAUGUUAGCUUGGUUGUUAACAGUGUGGCUAAAAUUAUCAUGGUUGUAAAACAGCUUGGCGAUAAAGAUGUAAAAUGUUUAGUAACCCUUUUUCGUCGCCUAAUUGAAAUAUCACAAACACGGAUGAGUGUAGAAGAAAUUUCAAAAAUUUUGUCUCUGUUAAGUUCUAUAAAAAAUGAAAUGCAUGAAGAAUUAAUUAAAACUACUAUGCAAGGAUUGAUGAGUAAUCUUUUAAUCAAAAAAUCACAUGAUCAAGAUUAAGAUUUGUAAAUGUAAAUAAUAGGUACUUCAUUUUUUGUACUCUUUUUAAUAUAAACAUACAUUAUG